AAAAAUAUUUACACAAUGUCGAGCCAAAUGGUUACACGGCUUUCUGGGGCCCGAGAUCAGUAUAAAAGCCCCACGCGGGGCCAGAAUCAAGCACAGCACCUCACCAUGCGCUUCUCAUUCGUUCUCCUCCUCGCGGUCCUCGGCUGCUUCCUGCUGGCCCGGGAGGGUGGUGCCACAGGCUCCUCCACCACCGUGGCCUCCCCCAGCAGCAGCACCACCACCAGCUCCUCGGCCGCCAGCACCACCGCCGCGACGUCCACUGCCACCACAACAGUCGCUCCCUCCGCCGCCACCACCACCGUUGCCUCCUCGACCUCGGACACGACGACAGCCUCCUCCACCUCGGGAUCGUCGGGCUCGGCAGCGGCCAGGCGCCGCAGACGCCUGCGUCGUCGUCGUCUGGCCCGUCAGCGCCAGCGCCGCGAGCGCCAGAGGCAGCGCCAGACCCAGAGGCUCCGCAACCGCAUCCAGAACCAGCGCCGCGUGAUCAACCAGCUCGAAGGAUAAGCGGCAGCUCGGAGACGCAUCCGAGAGAUCGCCCACUCUUGAAACACUUACCUUUAAGCACCGCUGAAAUAUGAAAAAAUUGAAUAUACGAGUAUUUUGAAAAUGUA
Molecule: messenger RNA, 614 nt
Organism: Drosophila pseudoobscura
Lineage: Eukaryota; Metazoa; Arthropoda; Insecta; Diptera; Drosophilidae
Product: RNA-binding protein with serine-rich domain 1-A-like
Exons: 1
Coding region: 16-507 (163 amino acids)
Source: RefSeq, a predicted model, not a curated record